Capsaspora owczarzaki ATCC 30864 is the source of this 3856-nucleotide messenger RNA. RefSeq lists its product as hypothetical. The record is from RefSeq and is a predicted model, not a curated record. Lineage: Eukaryota; Filasterea; Ministeriida; Capsasporidae. Bases 330 to 3755 code for a protein of 1141 amino acids. Gene Ontology annotation, molecular function: RNA polymerase II cis-regulatory region sequence-specific DNA binding; DNA-binding transcription factor activity, RNA polymerase II-specific. The transcript is spliced from 3 exons. Gene Ontology annotation, cellular component: nucleus. Gene Ontology annotation, biological process: regulation of transcription by RNA polymerase II; positive regulation of DNA-templated transcription; cell fate specification.
UCUCCUUGUGUAUCUCAGCAAUUGAUUCGCAUUCCUGCGCCGUGCUUCGGGGUGUCGCUCGUUCGUAGGACCAGCAGCAUCAGCAUCAGACAAAGCAGCAUCAACCACCCCCAUUCAAUGCACGCAAUAGCAGACCAAGUCACAGCACAAGUAGCAGCAACAGCAGAAACAGAAGCAGCGACGCAACACGCUUCCCUCCAAAUGCAGUCCCGCCGAUUGCCCGCGCAGCCUCGGUGAACGCUGGAUUCAGCAACACGUCGACCAGCAAUGCAUCCAGCGCCAGCAGCGACAGCAACGACAGCAACGACAGCAGCAAGGGCGCCAAUGGAAUGCUGGCACGCACCAAAGAUUUGGAUCAAAAUAACAAAUCUGCGCCAAGCCCGUUCGUGAUUACGUCGGAUGUAGUCAUGCCCGACGCGACCAUUCCAGCCUUAAUGGCGAUGACAACGGAGGCAACAUGUGCGGCCAUGACUCAGGCGGCGGCAGCGUCGGCAGCAUCGUCUGGCGCAGUAGCAGCAUCAACAAACGGAACAAACGCAGCAAACGCAGCCAACGCAGCCAACAAUGCGAAUUUCCUCUUCCAGCGCCCCGAGUCGGCCUUCAAGCUGACGGCCAGCGCACUGCCCCUACUUUCGUCGUCGCAGUCGCAGUCGCCCACCGCUUCGUCGCUGGGCUUCUCGCCGCUGCUGGGGUCACAGGAGUUGGAGGGGUUGGAUUGGUCGGGCUCCCCAAAAUUGGGCGACGAAAUAUUCCCCUUCCAUUCCAGCGCCAAUAAUGCCUCGCGCAUCAACGCUGCCAGCGACUCGCUCAGCAUGGGCAAGCCCAUUGACAACAGCAACAACCUUCACGCCAAUGCCAGCAGCAGCAGCACCGCAAACAACAACAACAACAACAACAACAACGGCGUCAAAACACAAAUGGAAGUGCACUCUUCAUUCGCUGGGAAUUCUGGUGUGAAAUUCGUCACCGACGUUAACAACAACAAUAACAACAAUAACAUCAACAACAACAACACCGCCACCCGCAACGUCCUGCCCCCUGCAGCCUCUGCACCGCACUCGAUAUUGACGUCUGCAAUGGUUCAGGCGGCCGCAGCUCAGCAGCAAUUCGCCAUGGACUUGUCAGCACCCGUGAGAAUGGGCGGAAACACCAAUAUCCAAAAUGGUGGUAACAUGACCAAUAGCAGCAGCAUUGUCCACGACACCUGCAGCAGCAGCAGCACCAGCACCAGCACUGGCGCUGUUUACCAAAAUGCUCUUCACCGCGUGAGUUACAGCAGCGCCAGCAGCGCGACCAGCUCAGCACCCAACGGCUCGCCCGCAUCUGCUCGCAACGCAGUUUCGGCCUUUUAUGACGACUCGCUCGUGGGCGGAAAUUUGGGCAGGUCGAACGCGACAUCUUCGCAUACCCUGAUGCUCCUUGACAACCAGCAACCCAUGCGCCUCACGCAGCAGCAUCAGCAGCCACAGCUCCACCAGCGCUUUUCGCAGAAUCAUCAUCAACAGCAGCAGCAGCUGAUGGACCUGGAGCGUGAGGCCGCCGAGCCCUGGCUCGAACAGCUCCACCAACAAACCGCAUUCGGCGAAAUCACGUCCCAAUCUGGGUCGCGGCCCGGAACAGCCCAGCUCACCGAGCAGGCUCAGCAGCUGCAGCAGAUUCUCUCGUCAAUGUCGACUCGCGCAGCUCUCGCAGGAUCAACCCUGUCGGUGGCCGCAGGACAGCACCCGCAGCAGCAGGCGACCGAAUCGGGGUCCCGACGCAGAACUCUGAGCACUGCCUCUGUCGAUCAGCCCUGCUCCCGCCGCGUGCAGUUCACAAUGGGCAGCCCACUCCGCCUCAUCAGCAUGCCCGGCGUCCACAUUGCACUGGAGAAAGAGGAGCUCUGGCGGACUUUCUUCCGCCACGGCAAUGAGAUGAUUUUGACCAAGAAGGGGCGUCGCCUCUUCCCAACGCCGAGCUUCACCAUCACCGGCCUCCCCGAGCACCGCUCCUUCUCCAUUGUCAUCAACUUUGUCCCGGCCUCCAAAGUCGCCCACCGCUAUGUCGGUGAGGCCUGGGCGGAAGUGCCCACCUCCAAGUCGCUGGACUGCAAUGUUGUGACGCAGUUUGUGCACAACAGCUCGCCAGCGUUGGGCUCGGUCUGGGUUGAACACCCCUUCAUGUUUGAUUUUAAAAUCACCAACAACGAAAUCACCUCGACUACCAGCGACGCCGUCCUGCUGCAUGCCCUCCACAAGUACAUUUUCUGCGUCCAAGUGUUUGAGCCGCUCGCGGAGGACGAGUCCAGCAUGCUCGAGGUGGACUUGGAGGCUCCAGCUGGCGCCAACCGCAUGCACCUGCCUGGACAUCGCCUGGUGCACUCGCAGCUGUUUGAAGAGACCCAAUUUAUUGCCGUCACCGCCUACUGCAACCCCAACAUUCGCGCCCUCAAGAUUAGCCACAACCCGUUCGCCCGCGCCUUCACCGACCGUGCCAGGGGCGACAUUGAGACGGCGCGCGCCCUCACUCAAGCGCUGGAGAAUCAGGACGACUCGUCCGCAGGCGAGGCGUCGCCCAUCCCAGUGGCAAUGGUGGGACCUCAGCGAGCACCCGUGCGUCGCUCGUCGUUUGGCGGCGCCGACAUGCUCUCCCCGGCCACCACGGACGACGGCACGCCGCUGCGCCCGCAAUUCUUGCCGCUCUGCUUUGAGCCGGAACGCUCACGCUCAGCGGCGCUGUCCUCGGCGCCGACUCCGCCCACGCCGAUUCCGACACGCAUCACCGCCCGACGAAACCGGACCGUCUCCGAGAUGGAUGCCGUCGACUCGACCGCCAGUCUCUCGCCCGCGCACUCUCUGGCGAGCCGCAACCACACGCCUUCGCCCAUGAUCCAGCAAGGCAGCACUGCCUUCCCAUUCACGACCCUCCCAAGUGCAUCGCCAAAGCGCGCUCGCUUGGACCACUCGCAGGGUCUCAGGUCGAUCACGUCUCUGGGAGGUGGUGCUCGCAAGCUCUCAUUCGAGUCGAUGUAUUCCAGUGACUUUUCAGACUUGCUGCUCGACGCCCAGCGCAUGUUCUCCAAUGCCAAUGCCCGCAACAGUGGCCACGGCGGCUUGACGACCUCGGCAUCUUGCAGCUCCAUGGCUUCCACGAAUUCGCGCUCCGCGGGCUUGCCGCACCUGAGCCACACGUACUUUCCCGGAAGCUCGGCGGACUCAACUCCAUUGCCCACUCCGGGUCUCGGACACUCUGGGACGCAAGGAACGCAACCCACCGCGCGUCCGCGUGUGAUGAGCAUUUCCCAAAACCGCGCCAACUGGGACGCGUUUCAGCACGCUACACAGUCGGCCAACCUGGACAGUGCCAACACCUCGACUGUCGAAGAGCUUGAAGGCUUGAUUGGCGCUGUAGCCCGCUCUGCCAAGGAGGCUGCCAUAGAAAUGAUGACAAAGAUGCACGCAACUUCGCCUCAGUUCCGCUCCUCGGAGGAGUAUGCGCAUCAAGUGAAGCUGGCCAUGAACGACGCCAAAAUCCAAAUUGUCGUUUGCGACCUCGCUGUGUUCACCCCGACCACUCUUCAGCGCCUGCGGGCAAACCCCGUCUCGGCCGACUUGUCACUGAUGGUGGUCGUUCCUCCCAACACACUGCCCUCGCUGAUUGACAGCAUCCUGGCAAGCGGUGUUGAAGACGUCUUGUAUGAGCCGCUCCCUCCUGCUUUGCUCAAGCAGCACCUCGUCAGGUGCAUCGAACGACGUUCUUGGCACGCCUACAUGUGAAAAUCACACUGAUCUUCACACCACCAGCCCCCUUUGUUUUUGUUAUCCAUAUUUUUAUCGUCUCGAGUUGUUAUCAUCUCAAGCGUUGUUUCCGUCUCAAG